UCUAUACAGACCAUCUUGUAAAAUGAAAGUAUCUAUGGUCACUGGCGCCAAUCGUGGCAUUGGACUAGAGCUUGUAAGAAGACUUGCAUUAGAAGCAGAGAGUACUGUAAUUGCAUGUUCGCGCUCUAUGAGUGAGGAGUUGGAGGAGCUUGUGAAGAGUCCAUCUGUUCAUCAUGUAAGUUUGGAUAUCACAAGCCAAGAAUCAGUUGAUGAAGCUCAUGAGAAAAUAUCAUCUAUACUGGGAGAUAGGGGUAUUAAUUUGCUUGUCAACAAUGCAGCAAUUUUGAUUAAAUCUGAGUCGCCUACAACUACAAGUACCGAGGAUAUCUCUAAGAAUUUUGAAGUAAACGUUGUUGGGACUCACAGAGUGACUCUCAAAUUCGCACCAUUCUUGUUCAAAGCUGCAGAGCAGAAUGCUGAUGCUGAAAUUGGGGGCAAAAGGGCCUUUUGUCUUAAUGUCUCUUCUGCAGUUGGAAGCAUUGCAAAUACUACCUCUCCUUGGCACACUGCUUACAGAAUAAGCAAAGCUGCAUUGAACAUGCUGACACGCACUACUGCACUUGAAUUCUUAGAAAAGAAAGUUCUGGUUUGCUCAGUUCAUCCAGGAUGGGUGCAAACAAACAUGGGUGGACCCAAUGCCCUGAUCUCAACUUCAACCUGUGUCGAUGAUCUCAUGGAGGUGAUCCAGAAAGCCACAGUGGAGCAUAGUGGUGUAAUGCUACGCAACAAGAUGGAAGUUAUGCCAUUUUAAUCUCAUUUUGGAUGAUAUCUUAGCAACAUGACACUUUUAGUUAUAUGACUACUAGAGAACAAGAACUAUGGUUUUUAGUAAUAAUUAUUUACAUUCGGAAUUAAAA
This is a messenger RNA of Bolinopsis microptera, 857 nucleotides long. RefSeq names its product C-signal-like. Bases 23 to 751 code for a protein of 242 amino acids. The record is from RefSeq and is a predicted model, not a curated record. Gene Ontology annotation, molecular function: oxidoreductase activity. The transcript has a single exon. Gene Ontology annotation, cellular component: cytoplasm. NCBI's taxonomy places the organism in Eukaryota, Metazoa, Ctenophora, Tentaculata, Lobata, Bolinopsidae.